Molecule: messenger RNA, 6377 nt
Organism: Canis lupus familiaris (dog)
Lineage: Eukaryota; Metazoa; Chordata; Mammalia; Carnivora; Canidae
Gene: C11H5orf63
Product: chromosome 11 C5orf63 homolog
Exons: 5
Coding region: 234-722 (162 amino acids)
Source: RefSeq, a predicted model, not a curated record
GUGUGUGGGGGGGGGGAGGUGAAAAGGUUGAAAGGUGCUGUAGGGAACGUGGCUUUCUGGACCCUCUGUCUCUGCUUCGCCGGCGCAAGCUCCCCUGGGUGGUGAACAGUGUGAUAGUAAACCGGAGACUGCACAGUUCUCAGCACAUACCUCGCCGGGUCGGUCACCCCUGAUAAAUACCAGUUGGUAGAAUUUUUUUUUUAAAGGUCCAGAGUUCAAGAAGUCCUGGCGAAAUGAUUAACGUGAAUAGAAUUAAGAUGCUCUGGUUUCAAGGAAAUAGCAUGCAACUUGCCAAAUACUCCUUUCAACUCCUCUUGAGAAAUCUCUCUUCUAAGACCCUUCUGCCCGUGCUGACCUUAUUUACAAAGGAUCCAUGCCCCCUUUGUGAUGAAGCCAAGGAAACACUGGAGCCUUAUAAAAACAGGAAGAACCAGAGCUUCCAGGAGCAAGGAAAGAAAGGCCUUCCCCUUCCACAGCUUCUAACCAGCACGAGGCUUCACACUGAUUCCAGAACAUCUACCCUACUGGCUUUAAAUGUCCCUUUCCUCCUUCACUCUCUGAUGGUGGUUCUCUUGAAAAUGAUCCCUCGCCAAUUGUGGAGUGAAGAUAGGUCCAUGUUCAAGGUUACGGAGAACUGUUGUUUAAAGGCCCCCCCGCAAGGGGCCUGUUUCCAUUGCUUACCUGCAAAGCCAGUGUUUGAACCUGUGAUGGAAGUCCCUUAGAGGACGUGUCUGCUGGGAUUCCUCCCACCCGAGACUGCUAUAAUUAGCUCUGCUAACAACUGUGAUUGAACAAGGCUUGUUGUAGUCAUUGUUCACUGACAGGCACAGAUAAGAGCCACAUCUCAGCAAGUGGUAUUCUAAAUGGUGUUUCCUGCUUGGUUAAACUCAUGUAUGGCACUUGUCAGGGAUGCUAUUCCCAAACUCCGCUAACAGCAGGCAGUGUCAUUGGCAACACCUUCUGGAGCCCAUGAAGAAGGCCAUAACAGAUUCCCAGGGAAUGCUGUGCCAUGCAGUGGAAGAGACUGUUUCUAUUUGACCUUGCCUAGGAUCUGGCUGACCCUCCUUCUUAUGGAAAACAUAGGCGUGGCCUUGCAUGAUUAAGGGAAGAGUCUUUGUCUUCCUGAUCCUGAAGACUCACACAUUUUCAGAUCUCUCCUAUAAGAACACUUGUAAAUGAAAGUUAUAAUAUGUGGUACAUGCAGCCUAUGCUUUUGUGAGACUGUGCUCUUAUUAGAAGCAAAACAAAAUGUGACUUAUGAACACCUGCCGGUAAGGACCAAGCCAAGAGGCAGCGUGGGUGUUGGAUGAGAGGUGUUGCCCUGGCAGUAAAUCCAAGUUGCUCACACCAAAGGAAAUGUUUCUAGGGAAGCUGUCUGAGCAAGAGGUAAAUACUUAGUCAUUCAGAGGAGGCCAUAAAUGAGUGUUUCUUCAACAAGGGAAGGUCUGAUUCCAAAGAGCUGAAAAAAUGGUUGGAUAGCAUUUCUCUCUUCCAUCUAUCCUUUUAUUCACAAUAUACAUUGUUAAGAAUUAAGAGUCUCUGUAAUCAAGAGAUUACACUUGCCACCUUGUUGGCAAGUUGUUAGAGAACUAUGAUUUGUCUGCUUGGUAUUAUUUCAAUAAUAGUUUUUGCAUUAUGAUUCUAAGUAACUAAUAAAAAAAGACCCAGGCCCUUGUAUGUUCUAAAAUACUGUGCUGUGUGUGUGUGUGUGUGUGUGUGUAUACAUACAUCCUGUGCCUUCCUACCUAUUCCCCAGGGCCACCAAGUUUUAAGAUUCGACUUCUUAUGCAUUUCCUUUCAUCUGUUUCCUUGUUUCAGUGUUCAACACUAUUGACACAGUUGAGGGCUCCAUCUUCUCUUGCCUAUGCAUUGCAAAAGCCCAGACUCUUUCAAUGGUCUCCCUUGCUCACUGGCUUCCCAACCCCAUCUCCCAUCUACCUUAUCACCACCUCCAAUUAUCCUUGCAAAUCAUGGGCCUGAUCCGACCACUCACCAACCCAUCAUGGCCCUCCAUUGCCUAUGAAAAUGAAGACCAAACCAUUCGGCAUAAAACCCUGCAUCUAGUCCCAUGUACUGCACCACUCAUCUAUCCUAAAUCCCGUCGAAUCCAGAUAAACUGCCCUUGCAUGAAAGCACUAGCACUUUGACUGUAUCUCUGAGCCUUGCCUCUCCUUUACAAAAUCACCCUUUUUGUUUCAACUCAACUGCCAUUUCCUCCAGGAAAUUUUCCACUCUUUCUUCCAAUCCAAAUUAAUCAAUCCACUCUCUCCUCCAAGUUUGUACAGCACCAGAUUUAUGUAUAUAUACACUUGAGAUAUAAUUUACAUACCACACAAUCCACUCAUUUAACGUAUACGAUUUAAUGAGGUUUUUUUUUUUUAGUAUAGUCACAGGGUUGUGUAUCCAUCAUUUUUAGAACAUUUUAAUCACCCCCCAAAGAAACCCUGUACCCAUUAAGAACCCCUCCCAUCUCACCCUCCUCCAGCCUUAGGCAAUCACUUUCUGUCUCUAUAGAUCUGCCUAGUCAGGAUAUUUCCUAUAACUGGAAUCAUAUAAUAUGUGGUUCUUUGGGACUGGCUUUUUUCACCUUAUAUAUUUUUUCAGAGUUCAUCCAUUUUUUGGCAUGUAUCAGUACUUCAUUCUAUUUUAUUGUUGAAUAAUAAUCUGAUGUAUGGAUAUACCAAGUUUUACUUAUUCAUUUUUCAAUUAAUGACAUCUGGAUUGUUUCAACUUUUUAGCAUUAUGAAUAAUGCCUCAUAUAUGCUUGAUUAUCAUUUAAUAUGUAUAGCUUACUAUUAUAGGGUUUUUGUUUGACCUGUGUCUGUUUUAUCAUAGGUUGUUGAUAAACUCCUGUGGACAAAGAACGUAAUUUCACUCUGUAAUCUACACAUGGCACAUAUUCAAUAAAUGUUUGAUGGAUGGGUGAAUGGGCAGAUAUUAGAGGUUUUUGCUGUUGAUUAUUAUACAAGGUACUCCAAAUAAGAAUAUUAGAGUAGAAUCAGCAAUAACCCAAGAAAAGACACAGUAAAUUUACCCAACAUAUUAUAACAAACAUGGGUGGUUCUUAAAUAACCUUUCAUCUCAGCCCUAUUUCCUGGAAUUCCAUACACAGAUACACAGCUGAGUCUUUCAGGGAGGUAGUUCCUUUGCUAGUAAUAGAUGUGAACUAGGUAGACAGAAGCCUGAAGAUGCUGAGUGUUUCCUCCUAAAUUUACUCCAUGGUGUCUUCUUGUUGCUCUUGGCUUGUCUGAGGUUAUUAUUGUAGUCUAGGACAGUGGCUGAGCAUCAGGAUCCCCUGUGAAGCUUUUACAAGAUACAAAUUAUCUGUGUCCCGCCUCCCUGAUUAUGAUUCUAUAGCUUGGGUAGGGGCCCAGGUGCUCACAUGUUCUAAAAGCUAUAAAGACAUUUCUGAUGCAUAGCCAGGUUCAAGAAUUCCUCCAUCAAAAGUUGCCCUGAGGUUAAAAAGAUUUAAUCCUAUAGAACAUGUAUGAGCACUUUAUUCCUAGAGAGUAUUUUACUCAUCCUGGGAUCAUGCCCAUUAAUACUACCUAAUGUUUAUAAAACACUUUUUAUUUGGAAAGAGCUUCGCAGUCAUCUUUUAUUAGCUAGGCUUGCACGCUGGGUGACCUUGUAUAAAUCUCAUAAUCCCUUUGUGUCUUAAACUUCCUCAAAUGUAAACUGUUGGCAGUAAUACUGAUCCACCCUCAAGAGAUAUUGUGGAGACUAAUGGGGGACUUGAAGGCAUUCAGCAAACAUAAAAAUGUUACAUGCAUACUUAUUAGACACAUAUGAAGUCCUAGUCACAGCCUUUUAAAAUGAAACAAAUACCAAAAUAAGCUCUAGCCUUUCCUCCAACCUUCAUCAUCAUCUCAAAGAUCCUUUCCCAACACCACAGUAUAGCAAUGCUCCCUUUCUGGCAAGACUAAUAAACUGACCUAAUCAAUAGUUAUAAAGACAGAGCGAAUCAUGGCCACAAAUACGUAAAACGGCCCUGAAAUAUACUUUGUUAACCUUCUCAUUUAUUGUUCAUAAUACAAUUUAGAGAUUCUAAAAAAUACUCUUCUGAAAAAUAUUCUUAGAAAAUAUUUGUGCAUGUUUACACAAGAUUUGAAGCUGAUGUUACAUCCUCAUUGUUGAUGUUAAGCCUGAAGGUGCUAUCUAGUUUGCUGGUUGUUUUUUACACAGCUAUAUUUAGCCUCUUCUCAUCUCUCCCACGUGGCCGAAAAAAUAUGUGGUCAAAAUGAGACUCUGAGACCUAGUUCAAGUUGGAGGUGGGUGAGAUUGGGAAGCAUAGGAAGAAUUUCCAACCUUGGAACCAGACAGGUCUUGUAAGGAUGAUGACCCACAACUAAGGGCUCAUUUGCAAUAUAUUUUCAGCUUCUUGGAAAAGGGAAUCAGAAAACAGACAGUUUUUCCUUGUUCCACUUGGCUUUGAAAGAGUCACAAAACUUUCAAGUGCCAGGUCCAAUUACAUAUUCCAAUUCAUUUCCAACUGAAUGGUUUCUGGGACUCUGAAUGGGAAUUAGUGCCCUCAUGCCCACCACUGCUGGUUUGAACUAUGAACUACACAAAUGUUCUGGGGACACCUGACCUUGACUAUGCUCUUUUCUCUUUGGGCUUCUGAGGGUUUGGUUGUAUUUCCAAGGGCAGUUGUCUGCUUCAGUUAAGCUCAAGACCUGCUAACAAUUAAAUUCUAUUAAAUUCUAUUUAUUGAGUAUUUAUAUCUGUGGAUAGUAUACUGUAGUGCUUACUGGGGAGGCUAUGAAAAGUUCUUGGAGAUGCUAUAACUCAAUAACUUUGGGUCCUAUAGACAGGAUACCAACAACUACCUCCCCAGAAAGACUCCCAGGGUUUAGGGAGCUGACAUGCCAAUUUACAGAGGAAUCCUAGAUUGGCCUUCAGCAGACACUAAGAUAAAAUGUCAGUAACUUUUCACAUAAUAUUUUGCUACCUGCACUAUUCCGUCAGACCUUGCUCAGAAUUCAGAAGCUUGGGAUGCUUGGGUGGCUCAGCAGUUGAGCAUCUGCCUUCAACUCAGGGCACGAUCCCGGGGUCCCAGGAUCGAGUCCCACAUCAGGCUCCCUGCAGGGAGCCUGCUUCCCCCUCUGCCUAUGUCUCUGCCUCUCUCUCUCUCUCUCUGUGUGUGUGUGUCUUUCAUGAAUAAAUAAAAUCCUAAAAAAAAAAAAAGAACUCAGAAGCUCCUGUGAAAAGAGUCUCAGUGUAGGGAGUCUCAUUGGUUGGGAAACUCAUCUAUUAUGCAUAGUUAUUGUUUUUAAAAUAAGGUUAAUUCUAGCAUGUUUCUAUAUCAAUCAUCUUUCAGAGUUUCAGCAUUUUUGCUGAACAUCUUAAGGUGAGAAAGAACCACACAAGCUACAUUUCAAUAGUUAGGAGAAAUUAAUGCUAAUACAUGCCUUCAAUGGGAUUCACUUUGGUAUCCUGAACACUCUCUUCCAUCAAUAUGGAAAAUCCCCAGAAGUAUGUAUUGUGGAUUUUUCUCUGUAAAGAGAUGCAAAUGGUUACAAUAAAUUGUAUGAUUUCCUCUGAGUCUUUCAAAGUUCUGUUUUCUCUGUAUCUCAAGGUAAACAUCCCUGCUUUGCAGAUCUAGGAGUCAAGACAACAUGGAUUCAUUUCCUCGCUUUCCUCAGUGAAACACAGACCUCCUUGUCUCAGACCACUGCUCUCCUUGAAAGCACAGGAAAAACUUAUGGCAUUUUAAGACAGAGGAGAAAGCAGAUACAAUUUUCUGGUCCAGUGCUUGUUUUCUGUGUCUUUCACAUGGAAUCUUUAAGAUCUUAGAUGAAAUUUAAUGAUCCUUACAUGUUAACUUUGCUUUCUUUCAACCUCUUGAAGAAACAAACAAACAAAAAACAUGGAAAAACACUCAACUAUUUACUUGUGAAACUCUAUGGCUCGGGUCAUAAAAUACAAUCUGGGCAAAGCCAAACAAGGCACUAGAGGGUUGAGAGGCAAGGAGAAUGUUAUGCAUUGGAUUUAAGAUUUUGAAAUGCCCUGUUUCAAUGGCUUGCCGUUUAUCUUCAUGUAGAGGGUCAACACUGGCCUGUCAUUUCUAAUAGGUAUUUUGCUCUCGAGGAAGACUUCUCUGACUGAUCACAAACAGGAAUUUUCCAAAGAAACUCUUCCACAAAACGAGAUCAAUGAGAAGCACCCUAUUUUUAACAAAUGUUAAAAUUUUCAGUUUUAAUUUUUAUGUCACCUAAGUAUAUACCCACCUCCUGAGAGCAUCUCUUUAUUUCUUUAUAGGAAGAUUUAAAUAAGCAAUCUGUUUCCUUUUUAAGUAUUUUUGGAUUGACAAUAAUACUUCUCUCACUUGUAUUUUAGUCUUGAUGAUUAAACAGUAAAAAAGCUAAUUAGCAGCA